UCUACAAAGAUAAGACCAAUGGUUGUACCCAUAUCAUAUUCUCAUAUCUUUUAUUAGCUUCUUUUUUCUAAUAAUUAAUAAUAAUAAUCCAGGGCACUGUAAGAGGUGCAUCUGUACUAGUUUUAGUAAGGAUACUGUGUAUUUUGGAAGGGUAUAUUCAUCAAGUGUUGGUUAAUGGGGUCAGAAGGGCCUCCAGCAGUAACAUUCCACGUGACUGGGUUUAAAAAGUUUCAUGGAGUUUCAGAAAAUCCAACCGAGACAAUUGUUAAUAAUUUAAAAAAAUAUUUAGAGAAGAAUGGUUCGCCGAAAGGGGUUACUAUUGGUAGUUGCACGAUUCUCGAGACUGCAGGCCAGGGAGGUCUUGUUCCUUUGUAUCAGACGUUACAAUCUGCAGUGACCAAGGACAACGAACAAUCGAGUUUUUCCAAAGUUAUUUUGUUACAUUUUGGUGUUAAUAGUGGGGCCACAAGAUUUGCUAUAGAAUAUCAAGCUUUAAAUGAAGCUACUUUCCGUUGUCCUGAUGAGAUGGGAUGGAAGCCUCAGAAAGUACCUAUUAUUCCUGCAGAUGGUGGAAUUUCAAAAGCACGGAAGACAUGUCUUCCAGUAGACAAGAUGACCAAAUCCUUGGCAAAUAUGGGUUAUGAUGUGGUAACCUCUGAUGAUGCCGGUCGCUUUGUAUGCAAUUAUGUGUACUAUCAUUCCCUACGGUUUGCUGAGCAGAACGGGAUUAAAUCCGUGUUUGUACAUGUGCCACUCUUCCUGACAAUCGACGAGGAUACACAAAUGCAAUUUGCUGCUUCUUUGUUGGAGGUACUUGCUUCUUUAUAUUAGUACCUAUUAUUCUAAUGUUUGUUUGUUUGUUUGUAUCCUUAUUUCUUUUCUAUUUCCACUCCAUCUCUUGUUGUUGUGUCCAAAAGGUUUCUGUGUUUUAAUUUUAAUAAUCCCCUUACAUUUGAAUUUGCAUGUAUGUUGUUAUAUUUCAGAACUUGUGAAUAUUAAUUUAAGCAAUAAUUGUUCAUA
Molecule: messenger RNA, 1020 nt
Organism: Erigeron canadensis
Lineage: Eukaryota; Viridiplantae; Streptophyta; Magnoliopsida; Asterales; Asteraceae
Product: pyrrolidone-carboxylate peptidase
Exons: 5
Coding region: 175-831 (218 amino acids)
Biological process (GO): proteolysis
Cellular component (GO): cytosol
Molecular function (GO): pyroglutamyl-peptidase activity
Source: RefSeq, a predicted model, not a curated record